Molecule: messenger RNA, 1564 nt
Organism: Asterias rubens (European starfish)
Lineage: Eukaryota; Metazoa; Echinodermata; Asteroidea; Forcipulatida; Asteriidae
Product: TBC1 domain family member 19-like
Exons: 9
Coding region: 1-774 (257 amino acids)
Source: RefSeq, a predicted model, not a curated record
AUGCGGGUGCUGUCGGACAAGCUAUACUAUGACCAAUUGAAGAGCUACGUAUUCCAACAUGACCUGCUGGUGGACAGCCUCCUGUAUAAGGACGUCAAACUCACAGCGACCAAUGAUGACCAGUACUUCGUCUUCGAGGACUACCUCUACCAGGUCCUUCUGGUCUUCUCCAGAGAUACCAAAGUCUUGAGUCACUUUGCCAACAGCUCGGCCACGCCGGCCAAAUCUUAUAUCCGAGGUAUGUUAGGAGUGGAGGAAUAUGCAGUGAUCUACCCGCCCAAUGGUAUCAUUCCAUUUCAUGGAUUUUCUAUGUAUGUGGCACCUCUGUGCUUUGUGUACAGUGAUCCUGUCAAGUUAUACUACAUAUUCCGUGAGAUGUACAUGCGCCAUCUGUUCAGACUACACACAAUCUCAUCCCAUCCUCAGGGUAUUAUAUCUCUCUGCAUCCUGUUUGAGAACCUCCUUCAAUCCAGCCAGCCUCAGCUCUAUUAUCAUCUCAGGGAGAUCGGAGCCCAACCGUUGCGUAUUGCCUUCAAGUGGAUGAUGCGGGCAUUCUCGGGUUACCUUGGGAGCGAUCAGUUGCUUCUGCUGUGGGAUCGCAUCCUAGCACACGAAUCUCUGCUUAUUCUCCCAGUUCUGGCAGCAGCAAUCUUUGCUUUCCGUCGAGUCAACCUGAUGCAGACAGCUUCCUAUGCCUCAACCGACGCUGUGCUGUCUGACCUGUCCACUCUUCAGGUUAUGCCUCUACUGCAGAUCUUCAUGUUCCCAAGCUAACCUCAACAUCUAAGGAAACCAGACUCAAGGCCCACAUCAACCUGAUCCAGAGUCCUCUUGUCUGCCCCCAUUUUAAGUCUCUCACUGGAAUGGGGUCAACUUGAGGUCAUCUAGACGUUUCAUCCUCAGUUGAGAAGCCCAACUUGACAGAGUCAGGAAACCAGACUCAAGACCCACAUCAUCCUGAUCCAGAGUCCUCUUGUCUGCCCCCAUUUUAAGUCUCUCACUGGAACGGGGUCAACUUGAGGUCAUCUAGACGUUUCAUCCUCAGUUGAGAAGCCCAACUUGACAGAGUCAGGAAACCAGACUCAAGACCCACAUCAUCCUGAUCCAGAGUCCUCUUGUCUGCCCCCAUUUUAAGUCUCUCACUUCAUUCAUCUUCAUUCACAGUGAGUAGGGAUUCAUGUCGUUGCCAAAUCCUUGCUCUACAAAAGGUAUCAAAACCCUUGAGAAAACAAAAUACUGGGUGUAAUAUAAAGUCAGAAAGGAAACUUCUCGAGUAGCAUCCAAUCUUUGCAUUCAGAUCCCCAAUAAUCCCUUGUGUAAAGAAGUUGGAAUUCAUCCAAAUCUACAAAAACACAGAUGGUUCGCCCACAGGAUGCAGUCCCUUGUUCAUGAGUAUAUAAAUCAUUGUCCCAUGUGUGUUUGAAAAGGACUAUAGAAGCUGCUGACACUCAGCGUUUGUUGUUUUUUGGAGUCCGCUGUUUCUCAGAAAUCUUAAUGCUUAAAGGCAGUGGAUACUAUUGGUAAUUGUCAAAGACUAGCCUUCACAGUUGGUGUAUCUCAACAU